This is a messenger RNA of Pseudomassariella vexata, 699 nucleotides long. RefSeq lists its product as uncharacterized. NCBI's taxonomy places the organism in Eukaryota, Fungi, Ascomycota, Sordariomycetes, Amphisphaeriales, Pseudomassariaceae. The record is from RefSeq and is a predicted model, not a curated record. The transcript has a single exon. The coding region runs from base 1 to 699 and encodes 232 amino acids.
AUGUCUUCACCAGAGUCAUUCCACCUGUUCUCAUCACUGCCUACCGAAAUACGACUCGAAAUAUGGCAAUAUAACUGUCACCAGCCUCGCGUCGUUGAAGUCACCUACAACUCAGAACAAGACUGCUGCUGGACCACCUCAGCACCACCCGCCAUCCUCAGCGCAUCCCACGAAUCACGCAACGAGGGUCUCCGAUUCUACAAGAAGCUAUUCGGCACCAAGACCCAUGAAGCGAGGAUAUACUUCCACCCGGGCAUAGACACGCUCUACCUGCCCCGACCGACAGACAUGGGCUACGACAACAACUCGCGCGACUUCGCCCAGCUCGUCACCGGCACGGCCGAGGUGCUCAACCUCGCCAUCGACCACGUCAAGCCCGUCAUCCGGAGGCCCUGGGAGACGUACAACAAAUACGUGCUAAUGCAGAGUUUUCCCCAAGUCAACGAGGUGUCCCUCGUCAUCGGCACGCCGUCGGAAUCCGAUUCUGAGCCGGAGGGCAUACGGCAUGGCUAUCUGCAAAUGGCAGAGCCAAACGGCGACCCUGUGUCGAUAUGCAGGCUCCUAGCUGAUCUCAAGGAGUCGUUCUCGUACGAGGUGGGCGCGAGCUUCGAGACGGAUCAUAAUGAGGAGGAGGGUGGGUUAAAAUCACCUCCAAUCGUGCUGAAGUCGAUCGCCACCAAUUAUCUGCCGUUGCUUUGA